Nanorana parkeri is the source of this 2474-nucleotide messenger RNA. RefSeq names its product SPT2 chromatin protein domain containing 1 (gene SPTY2D1). Bases 1 to 2394 code for a protein of 797 amino acids. NCBI's taxonomy places the organism in Eukaryota, Metazoa, Chordata, Amphibia, Anura, Dicroglossidae. Gene Ontology annotation, biological process: nucleosome assembly; regulation of DNA-templated transcription. Gene Ontology annotation, cellular component: nucleolus. Gene Ontology annotation, molecular function: histone binding; DNA binding. The transcript has 6 exons. The record is from RefSeq and is a predicted model, not a curated record.
AUGAUCACACUCUCUCAUGGGUGUCAAGUGUUUGAGGACGAUAACCAGAGGUUCACGUUGGACCCAACAAAUGUGCAGAGGGGCGUGGCUUGCACUUUAGGGACAGGCUGGCAUCCAAAGCGGUACAGCUUAUCCGUGGGGCCACCGAAGAAGGACCCAAAGGUGAAAGGGGUUCAGUCUGCCGCUGUCCGGGCUUUUCUGAGGCGAAAGGAAGAAGAGUCGUUCCACAAGGAACUGGAAGAAAAGAAAAAGAAAGAGGAACUUUUGGCUAAACGGAAAGAAAUGAAACAUGACAAGAAGGCCAGGGCCAUGGCAUCGAGGACAAAAGACAACUUCUAUGGAUAUAAUGGCAUUCCGAUGGAAGAGAAACCCAAAAAACGCCAGCGGGACCUCGAGAAUGAUGAAGGUUCCAGUGAGCGGACUGAAAGGGAGGACUUCCUGACAGAGGAAGAAAUGUACGAAUAUUCACAAAGCGAGUCUGAAGAAGAGGAGGCAGAGGAGCCGCCGCCGCCACCACCACCAAAAAAACAGAAACUCGGCAACAUAAAAAAACCUCCGUCAGCAGGCCUGAAUUUUGCCGAAUUGCUAAAACUUGCUGAGAAGAAACAGUUUGAGCCAGUGGAGUUUAAACCCGUGAAAACGAACGAGGAAAGACCGAGGACUGCUGAAGAAAUACGAGAAAUUGAGUUUUUGGAGCGGAAGAAUCGGAAAGUAGAGAGGUCCGUUGACAAGCACUCAAAAACAAAUGGCCAGGUGGUGAAAGUCCAUAAAAGCUCCUCGGAUAAACAUUCCUCUUCUAAAGAACGCCAUUCCGAGGACAGAAAAUCUAAAAGCUCAUCUCUCUCUAAAAAUGUUCCCCCUGAGAAGGUCAGGAGUGGGCACAAUGGGGAAAAUAAAAAACAUUCAGAUGGGAGCCACAAAUCUGAGAAAAAGGCCUCCUCCUCCUCUUCCUCGCACAGUAAAGUCUACAAGGUUUCUUCCAGUGGAAACUCCAAACCGUCUUCUGGCAGAGAUCAUUCUUUUAAGCACUCUUCAUCCUCCUCCUCUAAACAAGAUGGGAGCUUCAAUGGAAAACUACAGGGUAGUGUUCGUCCUGGUGGGUCAAGUUCUGGAAAAUCAAUGGGAAGUUCUGGCUCCAACUCUGUGAGGCCUUCUAGUACACCCAAGCCUUCUGAAAGUACUGCUACUAACUCUGCUAGGCCCUCUGGGUCAUCUAGUUCCAGCAGGCCCUCUGGAGGAUCCAUUUCUUCAUCAACCCGGCCGCCAUCAAGUUCUAGUUCCUCCAAGUCUCAUGGCAACUCUGGUUCUGUUCGUCCUUCCAGCAGCUCCGGUUCUGUUCGUCCUUCCAGCAGCUCCGGUUCAAGUUCAGUCAAGCCCACCAGCAGUUCCGGGUCAGUUAAACCUCCUCCUAGUAGCUCUGGUGGAUCACGCCCUAGCAGCGGAGGACAUUCAAGCAGCCGUUCGGGUCCUCCUCGUCCUUCCAGCGUUUCUGGAUCUAGUAGACCAGCCAGUGGACUUCCCUCAUCAAGUGCUAAACCUAAAAGUGUUCCUUCAGGCAAAGAACUGGUACGCCCAAAUGGUGGCCUACCUUUAAGUUCUCGACCUCCAUCUCAUUCUGGACCUGGAAGGCCAGUGAAUAAUUCCGUGGCGGGACCUGGAAGGCCAGUGAAUAAUUCCGUGGCGGGACCUGGAAGGCCAGUGAAUAAUUCCGUGGGGGGACCUGGAAGGCCAGGGAAUAAUUCAGCAGCGGGACCUGGAAGGCCAGGGAAUAAUUUAGCAGCACGACCUGGAAGGCCUGUGAAUAAUUCAGCAGCCGGACCUGGAAGGCCUGUGAAUAAUUCAGCAGCCGGACCUGGAAGGCCUGUGAAUAAUUCAGCAGCGGGACCUGGAUCAAAGCCCAAGUGCACCGUGGUGGCUGAAACAAUUUCAUCCAAAAGUUUGGUUCCCAAAUCUAACAAUGGACCUGUAAACGGAAUGCGACCUGGACCUGUCAAUGGAAUGCGACCUGGACCUGUCAAUGGAAUGCGACCUGGGCAGAGACCAAUGGCACGCCCUCCAGGACCCCUACUGCCCCCGAUAACCAGCUCGUACAAGCGGAGAAUUGAUGAUGAAGACGAGUACGACUCUGAAAUGGAAGACUUCAUCGAUGACGGAGGAGAGUGCCAAGACGAAAUUUCAAAGCACAUUCGGGAAAUAUUUGGCUAUGAUAAGAACAAGUACCGAGAUGAGAGCGACUACGCACUGCGAUACAUGGAGUCUACUUUCAGAGAACAGCAGAAGGAGGAAGCCAGGAGCCUGCGGUUAGGAAUCCAGGAAGAUCUCGAGGAGUUGAAACGAGAAGAAGAGGAAUUAAAGAGAAAAGCAAAACUGGCCAAGAAGAUGAAAAGUCGAUAGCGUCCGCUACGACCGCUCUCAAUGAACUUUUACUGAGCCUCCUGGGGUGGGCAACGCACCGCGCUCUGCCGCCAGGGGGA